CGCUGGUGCAUCAAAGCUGUAUACUCGGGAUCAAGAAGAGUUAGUCUGUUUAAACAGACGUAGAAAAGCUAGAUGUCAUUAUAGUAUAAAUAUACUGCUAGUGUCCUGCUAGAUUCAUCACAACAACCUCAAGCUUUCAACUCUCCUUCAAGAUUACAACGUUAAAUCUACUAAGUGCCACCUCAACUUCUUCACUCUUUUAACCUUUAAAAUGCUCAAAACAAUUCUCCUCUCAAUCUUCGCGGUCGCUCUCCCUUCAGUCUCGGCUGUGGUGGACCCCGCGGUGAAAUUCAAUGUCUAUGGCGGCAAUGUGGCCUGCACCUUGGGAGUAGGAGGAGAUGGGUACAGUUACGCCGAUGAUGGCUGCAAGCCCCUCCCUAGAGAUCGUCUGGAUGUCAAGUACAUCGCGGACACCUGCCGCGUCUUUAUCUACCGUAACCGAGACUGCACUGGUGCGGAGCGCCAGGUCAGCACGAGUAUUGCCGAUGAUUGCAUUGACAUUCAGUACUUCCACUCAAUGAAGGUGUUCUGUCACUAG
Molecule: messenger RNA, 538 nt
Organism: Lindgomyces ingoldianus
Lineage: Eukaryota; Fungi; Ascomycota; Dothideomycetes; Pleosporales; Lindgomycetaceae
Exons: 2
Coding region: 212-538 (108 amino acids)
Source: RefSeq, a predicted model, not a curated record